Nymphaea colorata (pocket water lily) is the source of this 414-nucleotide messenger RNA. Its product is annotated as bifunctional pinoresinol-lariciresinol reductase 2-like. NCBI's taxonomy places the organism in Eukaryota, Viridiplantae, Streptophyta, Magnoliopsida, Nymphaeales, Nymphaeaceae. The transcript is spliced from 2 exons. The record is from RefSeq and is a predicted model, not a curated record. The coding region runs from base 1 to 414 and encodes 137 amino acids.
AUGGAUUCAAGCAAGGUCCUGAUUGUAUAUUCCAAAGGCUACAUCGGCGCUUGGAUAACCAAGGCCUGCCUGGCUUCUUCCAAGCACCAGUCCUUCUUUCUCACCGGCCCUACCACUCAUGCCAUCAUUUACAAGCUGCCACUCCUCCUCUCCUACAAGCAAGCAGGUGCUACGCUGGUGGAGGCCUCCCUGGACGACCAUGAAUCUCUGGUCUCCCUCCUCUCUGGGAUCGACUACGUCAUCUCCGCCAUCGCCGAAGAGCAAAUUGAACAGCAGCUCAAGCUCGUCCGGGCCAUCAAGCAAGUUGCAGCCAUAAAGGUCUAUGCAAACCCUGGCCCAGGCGAUUACUCAGCUGGUAGAACUGGCUUCACCAUCAAACCCACCAUAACACCUCAACCAGAUACCAACAGCUAG